Messenger RNA from Opisthorchis viverrini, 234 nucleotides. RefSeq lists its product as hypothetical. The transcript is spliced from 2 exons. Lineage: Eukaryota; Metazoa; Platyhelminthes; Trematoda; Opisthorchiida; Opisthorchiidae. Bases 1 to 234 code for a protein of 77 amino acids. The record is from RefSeq and is a predicted model, not a curated record.
AUGAAGUUGUUUGCGGUCCUGGCUGGUCAUGCCAAGUAUAUCUGGCUUUCCAGUGCGGCCGUCCGUCCAACUCAAGAUAACGUGGUCACUAUGGGUAUUCUGGUGCAUGUUAUUCACGGAGUACCGAACCAAACGUCCUCCAGUCCAGUGAUUGUGCGAAAAGAGCCCUUCGAGGAAGUCGGUCGACUGGCAUACGCAGCACGUGGCCAAGCCAGCGCAGCCUAUGCAGUGUGA